Pteronotus mesoamericanus is the source of this 716-nucleotide messenger RNA. RefSeq names its product ATPase H+ transporting V1 subunit F (gene ATP6V1F). The transcript is spliced from 2 exons. Bases 77 to 436 code for a protein of 119 amino acids. Gene Ontology annotation, molecular function: proton-transporting ATPase activity, rotational mechanism. Gene Ontology annotation, cellular component: proton-transporting V-type ATPase, V1 domain; membrane. The record is from RefSeq and is a predicted model, not a curated record. Gene Ontology annotation, biological process: proton transmembrane transport. Lineage: Eukaryota; Metazoa; Chordata; Mammalia; Chiroptera; Mormoopidae.
CGACCGAAAGGCGGUGCGCUGUGGAGGCGGGGAUUCCGGUACUUCAGGCUUGGGUGGCUGAGCUCUGUCUGCAGGGAUGGCGGGGAGAGGGAAGCUAAUUGCGGUGAUCGGAGACGAGGACACGGUGACUGGCUUCCUACUGGGCGGCAUAGGGGAGCUUAACAAGAACCGGCACCCUAAUUUCCUGGUGGUGGAGAAGGAUACAACCAUCAAUGAGAUCGAAGACACUUUCCGGCAGUUUCUAAACCGGGACGACAUCGGCAUCAUCCUCAUCAACCAGUACAUCGCGGAGAUGGUACGGCAUGCACUUGACGCCCACCAGCGCUCCAUCCCGGCUGUUCUUGAGAUCCCGUCCAAGGAGCACCCCUAUGAUGCUGCCAAGGACUCCAUCCUGCGCAGGGCCAGGGGCAUGUUCACGGCUGAAGACCUGCGCUAAGGGACCACCCAUGGCCCCGCCACCUCUCCCACGCUUGGCAUCGGCCCCUUUCUAAGUUUUGAGCUCCUGAUUUCCAAUUCCGUGCCCCUUCCCACUCCGUCGAGAGACUAGACGAGGUGCUUCCAUGUUGCUGGGGCUCUGCCAUUAAAAUCAAGACUGGUGAGGGAACAGGAAGCAUGAUUGUCUUUGCUCUCCACUACCUCUUUCCUGUACUGUUACACAGUGUCAUUGUUGAUGUUAAAUUAAAAUAACGUUCUUGCUUCUCUCCAGACCGAGCCUG